This is a messenger RNA of Grammomys surdaster, 1487 nucleotides long. RefSeq names its product insulin like growth factor binding protein 6 (gene Igfbp6). The record is from RefSeq and is a predicted model, not a curated record. Gene Ontology annotation, biological process: regulation of insulin-like growth factor receptor signaling pathway. Bases 56 to 772 code for a protein of 238 amino acids. NCBI's taxonomy places the organism in Eukaryota, Metazoa, Chordata, Mammalia, Rodentia, Muridae. Gene Ontology annotation, molecular function: fibronectin binding; insulin-like growth factor II binding; insulin-like growth factor I binding. Gene Ontology annotation, cellular component: extracellular region. The transcript is spliced from 4 exons.
CACAGCAGCUGCACUAGACUCUCUGGAAGGAGUGCACAGGGCCAAAACUCUGACCAUGACCUGGGACGGGCUACCCACGCAGCCGCUGCUGCUGUUGCUAUUGCUGUUGUUCGCUGCGGGCUCAGGGUCCGCUUUAGCGGGGUGCCCCGGCUGCGGGCCAGGGGUACAGACUGGCUGUCGCGGGGGCUGCGUGGGGGAGAAAGACGCGGGAUCGCCUGCAGAAGGCUGUACAGAAGCCGGAGGCUGUCUCAGGAGAGAGGGGCAACCGUGCGGGGUCUACAUUCCUAAGUGUGCCCCAGGUCUGCAGUGCAAACUCCGAGAGAAUGAAGAGACACCUUUGCAGGCACUGCUGAUGGGCCAGGGCCGCUGUCAACGCGCCAGAGGGCCGUCGGAGGAGACUACAAAGGAGAGCAAACCCCAUGGAGGUGCCUCCCGCCCACGUGACACAAGCCACAGAGACCGGCAGAAGAAUCCGAGGACCUCUGCGGCCCCUAUAAGGCCCAAUCCAGUUCAAGAUAGUGAGAUGGGCCCCUGCCGCAGACACUUGGAUUCAGUACUGCAGCAGCUCCAGACUGAGGUAUUCCGAGAGGGAGCACGCGGGCUCUAUGUGCCAAACUGUGACCUCAGGGGCUUCUACCAAAAGCAUCAGUGUCGUUCCUCGCAGGGGAAUCGCCGUGGUCCCUGUUGGUGUGUGGAUCCGAUGGGACAGCCUUUGCCAGUGUCUCCAGAUGGCCAAGGAAACUCUCAGUGCUCUGCCCGGGGCAGUGGGUGAAGCCCAGUGGACGCCUCCAGGACACCGGCAGGAGCACAGGGCUGUCCUCUGAGCUUUAUGUGAAGUGAUGAAUAUCUGUGCUCCAAGACCCACCUUCAGGUCCCGCCCCAUAGUCCUGUCAGCCUUGGGUCUUUACACAGCUAGUUAGAAAGAUGGUUGUUCAUUAUCCUGGUGUACUCAGUGCUGUGUGCGUUAUUGUUCUUUGUUGCUGUUUUAUGCCUUUGUAUUCAUAUUAGCAACAUAUGAAAAUCUGUAAAGAAAAAAAAACCCAUAUGAUCUUAAAAAACAAAACACUCCCUCCCCUUCUGUAGCAGGAAACAAAUUGCUUGUUCUUGAGAAGUUUCCCAUCUUCCACUCUUGAGAAGAAUUUAGUAGAAGCAGGUAUACUUGUAUCAUUUUGAUGUUUUGUUACUGUUUCCAAACAAUGUACUUUGAAUCAGAAUCACUCCUUACCGUUUCAUAUACUUCCGAUGCUCUUCAUCACAUUAGUGAUCAGAAAUGAGGUGUAACGCCCCAGCCCCUGCCCGCAAGAGCUAAGUAGGAUCUUACUGUAAGUUGAAGGGGGUUCUGUCCUAACUCAUGGAUGGUGAAGGAUGAACUGUUGUUGGGUCUGAUUGACUGUUGAUGGAUUGUGGUGUGCUGUAUCCAGAGACUAUUGAAUGCAACUUACAAUGCUUAAUAAAAAUCUUUAUUCUUUUAGUAUAAAAAAAAAAAA